AUGGCAGCUGCUGGAGUCGGCCCUGAUGGGGUGGCUCUGCCCAAUUCCUCCGGGAUCAAAGUCAUUGUGGUUGGCCUUGGUGUGGCCGGGCUUACAGCUGCAGUAGAAUGCCACCGCAAGGGUCACACUGUCAUUGCGUUCGAGAGGGUGAAGGAAAUGAAACCUUUAGGGGACGGAAUCGGUAUUGCAUGCAAUGCCGCUCGUGUCAUCUCAAAAUGGGGCGGCGGCAGCGUCCACAAGACUCUGGAGUCAUUCACCUCCGUUAUGAACCCUACCUCCAUCUAUGACGAAACCGGCACGCUAAAGACGAAGGCUUCCAUAUCUGGCUAUGGCAAAGGUGAAGGAUAUCUCUUGCACAGGGGCGACCUGGCAAUGACUCUGUUUGAUCAUGUAAAGAGCCUCGGAAUAGAUGUACGCAUGGGAGUAUCCAUCGCGGAGUAUUGGGAGACAGAUACCGCUGCUGGCGUGAUUGUGGAUGGGGAACGAAUUGAAGCUGACUGCGUCAUUGCCGCUGAUGGAGUGCACAGUAAAGCGAGGGCACCCAUCACAGGACAGACCCCUCUUGUUCGGGCCUCUGGGAGAGCCAUUUAUCGAGCUUGGUUUGAAUCUUCUGCUCUAAAGGACUGCCCAGAAGCCGAAUGGCUAUCCAAGCCUGGAAGUGAGGGCAACGACGACGCCCAUAUCUAUUUGGCAAAGGACAUUGUAAUGAUCAUGGGCACAUCGCAGAACUACAAAGCCAUAACCUGGUCAUGCGUUCACUCGGAUCCUCGAGGCCCUACUGAGCGCUUCUACUACCCAGCAACAGCUGAUGAUGUGCUUGAACGCAUAAAAGAUUGGCCGGCUAAGCCCAGGCUUGAAGCUGUAAUACGAAGAACGCCUCCUGAUAACCUUAUUGAUUAUCCCCUUUUAACGUGCGAUCCAAUUGAGGAUAAUGUCUCGAAGCAUGGACGAAUGAUUCUGAUUGGCGAUGCUACUCAUCCGUAUCUGCCGACAUCUGGCCAAGGCGCCUGCCAGGCCAUCGAAGACGCAGCAGUCGUUGCAAUUGCUUUGGAGCUCGCUGGGAAGGGAAAUGUGCCUCGGGCUCUUCAAGUAUUCAAAAGAAUCAGAGGAGAGAGAACUUUGGAGAUCCAUAAACUGGGUCUAAACACGCUUGAAAUACUUGUUAGUGCUGACUGGAGCGAUGAAGAGAAGAGCUCCAAGAUUCUAUCGAUCCCAAACCCUGUGUGGGUUCUGAACCACGAUUGUCAAAAGUAUACCUAUGAGGAGUACGACAAGGUGGCCGAAUCUAUUGUGGCUGGGACUGAGUACAAGCCUCUCAAUACCACGUCAACCUACUUGCCAAAUUAG
Molecule: messenger RNA, 1347 nt
Organism: Nannizzia gypsea CBS 118893
Lineage: Eukaryota; Fungi; Ascomycota; Eurotiomycetes; Onygenales; Arthrodermataceae
Product: FAD binding domain-containing protein
Exons: 4
Coding region: 1-1347 (448 amino acids)
Biological process (GO): secondary metabolite biosynthetic process
Molecular function (GO): FAD binding; monooxygenase activity
Source: RefSeq, a predicted model, not a curated record